Messenger RNA from Penaeus chinensis, 1989 nucleotides. RefSeq lists its product as uncharacterized. Lineage: Eukaryota; Metazoa; Arthropoda; Malacostraca; Decapoda; Penaeidae. The transcript is spliced from 2 exons. The record is from RefSeq and is a predicted model, not a curated record. The coding region runs from base 33 to 1445 and encodes 470 amino acids.
GGCAAUAAAUAAACAAGCAUCCUUCCUUCACGAUGGGAAAAAAAAAAUCCCCAAACGAUGUCCCUUUCGGCAUUUCCCCCGUGCAUGGCCCUGCACUCGGACCCGCCAGUACAACGAUAGUGCCAGUGCCAGCUCCCCAGUCAAGCGUCACGCAGCCUUUGUCCCGCCUCCCAGCUCUCCAGACAGCUAUGUGGACGGUCGUCUUCAUUGCCUUGGUUCUUGGUUCUUGUAGAGCAGCGGGCCCGUUGGAACCGACUGUUGAUCUUGAGGGACGGAGCGAUGUCCAGGAAACUACCAACACCGAAGAACAGCGAUAUAAACACCUGUUGUAUCAGAUUCAUGGGACCGUACGGACGUUGCUUGACGAUCACCAGAAGCACAUCGACGAACGUAUCGAUUCUUUGACGCAGUUAGUGGGUGAGAACUGCAAUUCCGACGCCAAUGGCCAAACUAACGUAUCAGACAACUUUACAGAGUUAGAGCCUAAGAUAGAAGAAUUGACAAAUAUUUUCUUCGCAAGAUUAACAGCCACCGGAGAGAAAUUCGUCACAGAUAUUCAGUCAAAGUUGGCCAGCGUGACUUCUGAUACAGUGGGGCACAUAACGCUGCAGUUGUUAGCUGUGGCGGAUAAGCAGGACGUUGCGGUACUGAAUCACCAACUAGCGAACCUGGCGACCUCCCAGGCCCUUGGCGAACUGCAGCAGAGCCUUUCGUCCUUCGCCUCUACCGCGACAGAAGAGGUCAAGCAGGCGAUUGCCAGUUUGGGUUCCGAGUGGAACGUCAACAGUAAAAGUCUUGCUUCGAGCAGUCAAGUCCAAGAAAUUAAGGAGCAGCUCGUCACCGUUUCAUCUUGUAACCACAAGAACGACAUCGACCAAGUGUUAGCUCUAUUGGCAACAGCCGAGGAAGACAUUGACAGUCUGGCAGAUACUUUGAAGACUUCUGUGGCAGAGCAGAAAGCCGAGUGCCAGGGCGGGGCUGACCGCCAGGAGAGCGCGGCCGGCCUGGUGCAGCUACUGGAGAGCCUGCGGACCGCGGUGGACGGCAACGCCAACAGCAUCCGCAGCGUCGCCUCCACCGUGGGGAAGCUGGAGGGCGAGGUCGCGGCGCGUCUCGGGGCCCUCGAGGAGCUGGCCAGGAAAAUCAACAACAACACGCUGCUUCCUCCACCCACAACCACCACCACGACCACAACCCCGAGACCCACGACAACAACAACACCUGCGAAGCUCGUGUCGCCAUGUCUUAACAGCUACUUCUACGGAGCUGUCACAUUUGACGUGUGUGACUCCGCAGUUCGCUUCAAGAAGUGUCAAGAAAGCUUCAUGGCAUACCACUGCUGCAGAUCGUGCACAGACGCGGGUAGGAUUCCUGUCAUGGGUCCUCAUCGCUACGUGCAGGCUGCUAGAAGGGUGUCCACUCUGGAAGCGCUUAAAUAUUUUUAAGGAAAUAGCAAGUCGGUGUUUUUUUUUGUUUAAAGGGUAAGGUGGUUAGGAUGUAAAAGGUUAAGGUAGUUAGGUUUUCGAUAAAAAUAAAUGGAAGUAGCAAGUCAGUGUAUGUCAUUCAUACCGCUUUCUCCCUCUCUCUCAAAAGCGAAUGGGAUAUGUAGCACAUUUCUUGUUCGCUGGAGAGAUAAUGAAAACAAUGAAAAUAUGAAAAUAGAAAAUGUAAUUAUGAAAUGUAAGUUUAAAAGUUAAGGCAGUUAAGUUUUCGAGAAAAAAAAAACGGAGCAUGUAAAGUGGUUAGCUUUUACCAAACCAUCAAAAAGGGUCGAAGAUGCAUUGAUAUAUAUAUAUAUAUAUAUAUAUAUAUAUAUAUAUAUAUAUAUAUAUAUAUAUAUAUAUAUUCAUAUAUUUGUAUAAUAGCCAUUAUAUAUGCUUUUCUUAGUAAUUGUUUUCCAUUUCUAUUUUCUUUAUUUUAAUGGGCAUUUUGCUAUCUUCCAUUCCUUGGACAAAAUAAAGGACAAUAAAGUUUAAUGUCGUCUGCUUG